This is a messenger RNA of Westerdykella ornata, 888 nucleotides long. RefSeq names its product putative mitochondrial ADP,ATP carrier protein. Gene Ontology annotation, molecular function: ATP:ADP antiporter activity. Gene Ontology annotation, cellular component: mitochondrial inner membrane. The transcript is spliced from 4 exons. The record is from RefSeq and is a predicted model, not a curated record. Lineage: Eukaryota; Fungi; Ascomycota; Dothideomycetes; Pleosporales; Sporormiaceae. The annotation marks the transcript as partial. Gene Ontology annotation, biological process: mitochondrial ATP transmembrane transport; mitochondrial ADP transmembrane transport.
GUGGGUGGUGUUUCCGCCGCCGUCUCGAAGACCGCCGCCGCCCCCAUCGAGCGUGUCAAGCUCCUCAUCCAGAACCAGGAUGAAAUGCUUAAGACCGGCCGUCUCGACCGCAAGUACAAUGGUAUCAUUGACUGCUUCAGCCGUACCUCCAAGGCCGAGGGUGUCCUUUCCCUCUGGAGAGGUAACACUGCCAACGUCAUCCGUUACUUCCCUACCCAGGCCCUGAACUUCGCUUUCCGUGACACCUACAAGUCGAUGUUCGCCUUCAAGAAGGACCGUGAUGGUUAUGCCAAGUGGAUGGCUGGCAACCUGGCCUCCGGUGGUGCUGCCGGUGCCACUUCCCUCCUCUUCGUCUACUCCCUCGACUACGCCCGUACCCGUCUUGCCAACGAUGCGAAGAACGCCAAGAAGGGUGGUGAGCGUCAGUUCAACGGUCUCGUCGAUGUCUACAAGAAGACUCUCGCCUCCGACGGUAUUGCCGGUCUCUACCGUGGUUUCAUGCCCUCCGUUCUUGGUAUAGUCGUCUACCGUGGUCUGUACUUCGGCAUGUACGACUCCAUCAAGCCCGUUGUUCUCGUUGGUCCUCUUGAGGGUAACUUCCUGGCCUCUUUCGCUCUCGGCUGGACUGUCACCACUGGUGCCGGUAUCGCCUCCUACCCUCUUGACACCAUCCGUCGUCGCAUGAUGAUGACGUCUGGUGAGGCCGUCAAGUACAAAUCCUCCAUGGAUGCCGCCCGCCAGAUCAUCGCCGCUGAGGGUGUCAAGUCUCUCUUCAAGGGUGCUGGUGCCAACAUCCUUCGUGGUGUUGCUGGUGCCGGUGUGCUCUCCAUCUACGACCAGGUCCAGCUCAUCCUCUUCGGCAAGAAGUUCAAGGGUGGAUCUGGUUAA